UAAAUAAAACGAGAAAAGUGAAAUUUGCCCUAUUCCUUCUCCUCCCACACCAAACCAGUCUCUGAAACUGAAAUUUGGAAUAGUGAAGAGUGAAGAGUGAGUUAUACAAUAUACAAUAUGAGACUUCUCACGCAUAAUAUGCUAUCCUCCAACAUCAAGGGUGUCACCAAUGGCUUCCCUCUACGGAUCCAAGUCCAGAAGGUCGUCGAGAGAGAGGUUGAACUCAACCCCGAUUUUCUCAAAUCCAUGUUCUCCAAGAUCGACUGGAAAGCCCUAGUCGACGCCUCUCGCUCAAUCGGCUACACUGAGCUCCCCGACGAGGUUGAUCCUUCCAUGCUCGACUCCGAUGAAUUCCUUCGCCGUUUCCACCACGCGCUCCUCCAACUUCACAUCGAAGAAGGCGUGCUCUUCUGCCCGGAGACUGGUCGCCGGUUCCCGGUCAUCAAGGGGAUCCCCAAUAUGCUUCUCAACGAGGAUGAGGUUUGAUUGGUUAGUUUCACUGGGAAUGGGUUUUAAGUGUUUUCCAUAUCCAUAUACAGAGUAGUAGGAAGUACUCUUUUUAUAAUUAUCAAUUUUGUUGAAUAUGUCUCAAAAUUCUAAUUCCAUGCAUAUGUGUUUAGCUCUGUGUUUACCCUUGCCUUGAAACUUAUUUAACAAAAAAGGAAAAGGAAAGAAAAAAACUUGAACUUAUUUUAAUAA
Messenger RNA from Cannabis sativa, 699 nucleotides. Its product is annotated as multifunctional methyltransferase subunit TRM112 homolog A. The coding region runs from base 118 to 486 and encodes 122 amino acids. Gene Ontology annotation, molecular function: protein heterodimerization activity. The transcript has a single exon. The record is from RefSeq and is a predicted model, not a curated record. Lineage: Eukaryota; Viridiplantae; Streptophyta; Magnoliopsida; Rosales; Cannabaceae. Gene Ontology annotation, biological process: rRNA (guanine-N7)-methylation; peptidyl-glutamine methylation; tRNA methylation.